Messenger RNA from Folsomia candida, 3205 nucleotides. Its product is annotated as solute carrier family 15 member 1. Lineage: Eukaryota; Metazoa; Arthropoda; Collembola; Entomobryomorpha; Isotomidae. Bases 1350 to 2849 code for a protein of 499 amino acids. Gene Ontology annotation, biological process: transmembrane transport; oligopeptide transport. The record is from RefSeq and is a predicted model, not a curated record. The transcript is spliced from 14 exons. Gene Ontology annotation, molecular function: dipeptide transmembrane transporter activity. Gene Ontology annotation, cellular component: membrane.
CCGCCACGCCCGUCCCCCAAGACUCAUGUGAAUUUUCAUCUUAGUUUCCAGAGGAAGAGAGAAGAACUUCUUGCUUCCAUUUUCCAGCUGAUUUUGCAAUACCUCAUCCACGCCGUGGCCUUUGAUGUAAAAGAAGCCGUAGCUUCGACAGGCUUCCCCGAUUUGUUGAGCUGCAGCCAUCUUCUUGAUUCCGUCCAAAACCAAUGGACUGAUAUCUAUCACUGGAAUUUGAUCCAUCUCCGCAGGCAUUUGGCUAGGUUUGGUGGUUGGUAGGUAGUAUGAAGUAAAUUUAUUAUAAAAAGAACUGGUUUAUGAAAAUUAGUUGACCAAUGGUUGGGAAAUCUAUGAGUUGAAUUGAUUUGGUUGUGACUGAGAGAGUUUACUUAUAUACCCCGCAUCCGCUUCAACUUUAAUCAUAUAAAUUCCUCUGUCUAUUCAAAUAAAUCUAAUUUACAUAUUCAGCGAAUUUGUGUCAGGAGAGUAAGGUGAUAAAGUAAUUGAUUUGGGGGAAUAACCAAACCAGAAUAAACUAGCAUCGCAGUAGGUGACGUUUAACCUUCCAAACUAACCUUCAUUUUGCUGAUUCAUAAACACAAGUAUUGUGAUUUUAAUACCAUCAGAUACAAAGAAGAGAUUACGUAAAAUAGUGGCAUGUAGUGAGCUUCUCUUGUCCGUCAGGCUACUAACUCAUGACAAAAUCUGCUGACCACCUUCAACGUCACGUCGAUGGCUAGAAUUCACUGAAUUAUGGAACUCGCCAUACGUCAAAGCAUUCCGAACUUUACAAGAUAAAAUUGAUCAAUUGCAUGGAUAAGUAGGAUAGGAAUUGUUGGUAGAUGGAUGAAAACUUUCUUCCUGGAAUAUCAAGUGCCAUGCAAUGAUUGAUUACUCAAAUUUUAAUUAUGCAUCAUUCAAAUUGAUUAAUUCAUGCACGAAUUGGUGACAUGCUAUUCCGUAUAAAUAUUAUUUAUUAAACAAGAUAAUGGAUGAGUGAUUUAUUGAAUGGAUGACUGCAUGAUAAUAGAUGAGUUGUUUUCGUUGAAUUAUUUUCAUGUACUUUAAACUGUGAUUGAUUGUUUUUUGCAUAAUAGGUUUCAAGUAGUUUCUCAGAUUCCAUUUCGUCGUCACCUCCUGACCUAAAAUGAAUAAAUACAUUAGUUUGUAAUUGGAUUCUAGAAGUAGGCAACUGAUUUAAAGUAUCAGACGAUCCAAUCAUCACUACAUUUACCCCAAACUGCAUUUGGAGAGGUUGGCAAAGAUUUUGAUUAAGCACUGCAUAUAUUCCCUUAAGCUCGAGUGGGAGGUUAAAGACAUUUAAUAGGAUUUACUUGCUUGCAUUAUUCCCCAAUAUGCAAUCGGAGCAGUUCAAAAAAAAGGAGGGAUAUCCAAAAUCAGCAUAUUUUGUGGUCACUCAUCAAAUACUGGAACGGUUUUCGUUUUAUGCAAUAAAUGUUAUUCUACCCUUUUACUUUCAAAACAUUUUGCAUUUUGACGAGGAAGCCUCUACCGCUAUCUACCAUGGAUAUUCUGUUUUUAGUUAUUUGAGCUCCAUAAUUGGGGCUGUUAUUGCGGACUCGCUAUAUGGAAAAUACAAAACAAUAUUAUUAUUUUCUGCGGUUUAUUCUGCCGGAACAUUUCUCACCGCAUUCUCCGCCACGGAACUAGUUUCUUCCGAUUUAACAUUGACUAUCACUAUUCUGGGACUAUUAUGCGUUGCUUUAGCUGCUGGUGCAAUUAAGCCCUGCAUAACUGCCUUUGGUGGAGAUCAAUUUAAAUUACCAGACCAGGAGAAGGAACUAAACUCCUUUUUCCCUUUUUUAUAUAUUUGGAUAAAUUUGUCCCUUCUUGUCGCUGGACUUGUAACGCCGAUAUUGAGAAGAGAUGUAUCUUGUUUCGGGAAGGAAAGUUGCUACUCCCUGGCAUUUGCUGUACCUUUUACCUUUAUUGUUCUUUCCGUUCUGGCAUUUUGGAUAGGGAGAAGAGACUACAGGCACAUAAUUGUGAACGAGAAUGUAGUCGGAAAGUUUCUAAGAUGUAUAAGGUUCGCCAUUGUGAGGAAGUUUACAUCAUCAUCUGGAUCUGAUAAAGUUAGAAAACACUGGUUAGAUUAUGCAGAAGUGGAGUAUUCGGCCCAGUUCAUUGGAAAUGUGAAGGCUGUUCUGGAUGUGUUAGUCCUAUUCAUUCCCGUCAUAAUUUUCUGGGCGGUUUACGAGCAACAGUUCUCAACAUGGGCCUUUCAAGCAGAGCGAAUGAACGGAGUAAUUGGGUCAUACGAAGUACCCCCUGACCAAGUGGCGACAUUAAAUUUCAUCCUCACAUUCCUCUUCCUCCCGGUGUUUGAACAACUAAUAUUCCCCCUUCUUUCCAAGUGUAAUUUACUGACGAAGUCAAUGCAUCGGGUAGUUUUUGGAUUCAUCUGUUCCACACUGGCCUACGUUUGUUGUUACGUUGUGGAGUUGAGAAUUGAAGCAUCUGAGCUGAAAACCAUUCACGUUGUGUGGCUUCUUCCGCAAUAUACGUUGAUGAGUGUGGCAGAAGUGAUGGUAGUACCCCCCUUGAACAGUUUUUCAUACUCCCAGGCGCCUGACAGCAUGAAAUCCGUUCUUCUCACAGCUACACUGCUGCCGCAAGCACUGGGUAGUGUUGUUGUAAUUGCGGUGGCUAAAGGGAACAUAUUCCAAACACAGUCCGUCCAGUUUCUCUUUUUCGCUGGUUUGAACACGGGUGCCGUCAUCUUGCUAAUAGCGUUAUUGUGGAGAUAUAAAAAUCCAUCAAUUAACAAUGACGACCUGGAGUUGAAAAUGGAAGAAAGUUCAAUAGAUAGUUCGGUAUCGCCGAAUGGCAAUUAGGAUUUAUCUUAUUAUUGUACAUAACAAAAUGCUUUAUCCUUAAUUAAUGCAUCACUUAAUCAAUUUUUACCUCACGGGGCUUCACUUGUAAACCAUCGCAACUUAGAUAAUGACACAAACACGCUUCUCCAACCAACGGUAUCAGAUUUUUUCAAUUUCCGCUGGUUUCUCGAUGGAACCGAGCUUCGUCAGGCUACAUAAAUAUUAAUAGCAAUGAAAUAAGCAAAAUCUAAAUUUAUAUUGAAGUUGUGACGACCUUGGAGGAAUUAUAUGUAUAGUAGAAUAUUUUUAAAAAUAUAAAAUAAAAAUAAAAUGUUUUACUAGAAUAUUUUUAAUUCUAUUGAACUAUUGUGAAA